This is a messenger RNA of Nelumbo nucifera (sacred lotus), 5596 nucleotides long. RefSeq lists its product as uncharacterized. Gene Ontology annotation, molecular function: protein binding. The record is from RefSeq and is a predicted model, not a curated record. Gene Ontology annotation, biological process: autophagosome assembly. NCBI's taxonomy places the organism in Eukaryota, Viridiplantae, Streptophyta, Magnoliopsida, Proteales, Nelumbonaceae.
CCAGGCCCAGCGUCUCUCUCUUUAGGGAUCUGGUCGGACACGCUUUGUUCUGAGGUCACCCGUAUUUCACUCAGAUCUGAUGUUCUACUUGAGCUAAAGCCUCAAACAGUUCAGCCCCUGCGCUGGACGCAAGAAACGCGAGAAUUUUCUGCAAAUGAUGACAAUUACGUCGGAUCUCGUCUGUUUCGAUCCGUAUUAAGUUGAGGUUUAGCGGAAAGAUCUCUUCGGUUGAGAUAAACUGAGGAGAAAACGAUGGAGUGGACAACGGUCCAACAUUUGGAUCUUCGCCACGUUGAUCGAGGCGUCAAACCCUUGCAGCCUCAUGCAGCAGCAUUUCAUCCAAAUCAGGCGCUUGUAGCUGUCGCCAUCGGAAACUAUAUAAUUGAAUUUGAUGCGCUUACUGGUUGCAAGAUCUCUUCAAUUGACAUUGGUGCUCCCGUUGUACGCAUGUUAUAUAGCCCUACCAGUGGACAUGUUGUAAUUGCUAUUCUUGAGGAUUGUACAAUCAGAUCUUGUGACUUCGACACUGAGCAAACUUGUGUGUUACAUUCACCUGAAAAGAGGAUGGAACAAAUUUCUUCUGACACGGAGGUCCAUCUUGCAUUGACACCUCUCCAACCAGUUGUAUUUUUUGGUUUCCACAAACGGAUGAGUGUAACAGUUGUUGGAACUGUUGAAGGUGGAAGGGUACCAACAAAAAUAAAGACAGAUCUGAAAAAGCCUGUUGUCAAUCUUGCUUGUCAUCCUCGCUUACCUGUCCUGUAUGUAGCAUAUGCUGAGGGUUUGAUUCGAGCUUACAACAUUCAUACUUAUGCUGUUCUUCAUACACUACAACUUGAUAAUACAAUUAAGCUUAUUGGUGCUGGUGCUUUUGCUUUUCAUCCAACCUUGGAGUGGAUAUUUGUUGGUGAUAGACGGGGUACACUUCUGGCAUGGGAUGUAUCGACUGAGAGGCCAAGCAUGAUUGGAAUUACACAGGUGGGCUCCCAGCCAAUCACCUCAGUUGCAUGGCUUCCUAUGCUCCAGUUGCUUGUCACUCUUUCCAAGGAUGGAGCUCUUCAAGUGUGGAAAACACGAGUUAUAGUUAAUCCAAAUAGGCCUCCUAUGCAAGCAAAUUUUUUUGAGCCUGCUGGAAUUGAAUCAAUUGAUGUCACACGAAUACUGUCUCAGCAGGGUGGGGAGGCAGUUUAUCCCUUGCCACGAAUCAAAUCUUUAGUAGUUCACUCAAAACUAAAUUUAGCAGCAUUGCUGUUUUCAAAUGUGACAGGUGGAGACCACUUGAAAAAUAGGGCUGCUUACACUAGGGAAGGAAGGAAACAGCUCUUUGCUGUUCUGCAAAGUGCAAGGGGAUCAUCAGCCUCUGUUUUGAAGGAAAAACUUUCAUCUUUAGGUUCAUCUGGAAUUUUAGCUGAUCAUCAGCUUCAAAUGCAAUUGCAGGAGCAUCACUUAAAGGGCCAAAGUCAGCUUACUAUAUCAGAUAUUGCACGGAAGGCAUUUCUCCACAGUCAUUUCAUGGAAGGUCAUGCCAAUAUUGCUCCAAUAUCUCGGCUGCCUCUCAUAUCUAUUUCAGAUGCUAGCUAUCUUCUGAAGGACAUGCCUGUUUGCCAGCCAUUCCAUUUGGAGCUGAAUUUCUUCAAUAAAGAGAAUCGAGUUCUUCAUUAUCCCGUGAGGGUAUUUUAUGUGGAUGGCGUUAACCUUAUGGCAUAUAAUCUUUCUACUGGAUCAGAUAAUAUGUACAAGAAGCUUUAUUCCUCGAUUCCUGGACAUGUAGAAUACCAUCCAAAAAAACUGCUAUAUAGUACAAAGCAGCAUUUAUUUCUUGUUGUUUUCAAGUUCAGUGGUGCUACAAGUGAGGUUGUUCUUUAUUGGGAAAAAACUGAUUUUCAGUUGGCUAACAGCAAAGGAAGCACAAUAAAAGGUCAAGAUGCAGCAUUCAUUGGCCCUAAUGAGAAUCAGUUCGUGAUUCUUGAUGAUGAUAAGACCGAUCUGGCUCUGUACAUUCUUCCAGGGACAACUUCACAAGAAAGUGUUGAAAAUAAUGGAACACACGAACCAGACUCAUCUUCUGAUACAACUGUUGGUUCAAUUCGUGGUCCAUUGCAGUUCACUUUUGAAACUGAAGUUGAUCACAUCUUUUCUACACCACUAGAAUCAACUGUCAUGUAUGCCUGUGAUAGCAGCCAUAUUGGGUUAGCAAAGUUGAUUCAAGAAUACCGCCUUUCAACUGAUGGUGGCCAACAUAUAUCAACAAAAACUGAAGGGAAAAAGUCAAUCAAAUUGAAAGCAAAUGAGAUUGCACUCCAGGUCCACUGGCAAGAAACCCUUAGAGGCCAGGUUGUGGGAAUACUGACUAGCCACAGGGUGCUAAUUGCUUCUGCAGAUCUUGAUAUAUUGGCAAGCAGUUCUAUGAAGUUUGAUAGUGGACUUCCUUCAAUAUCCUUAAAAAAAUCCCUUUUAUGGGUUGGGCCUGCACUUGUUUUUUCAACUGCAACUGCAAUUAGUGUUCUUGGAUGGGAUGGCAAAGUCAGGACCAUUCUCUCAAUUAGUAUGCCUUAUUCAGUUUUGGUUGGUGCUUUGAAUGAUCGAUUAUUGCUUGCAAAUCCAACGGACAUUAAUCCUAAACAAAAGAAAGGGAUUGAGAUAAGGAGCUGUCUUGUUGGCCUUCUUGAACCUCUUCUUAUUGGUUUUGCUACAAUGCAGAAACAUUUUGAACAGAAGCUUGACUUAUCAGAAAUUCUUUACCAAAUAACAUCAAGAUUUGAUAGCUUGCGCAUUUCUCCAAGGUCUCUUGAUAUUCUUGCUAGUGGUUCUCCUGUCUGUGGAGAUCUUGCUGUAUCACUGUCCCAAGCAGGUCCACAGUUUACUCAGGUGUUGCGGUGCAUCUAUGCAAUCAAAGCCCUCCGUUUCUCUACAGCUUUGUCAGUUUUAAAAGAUGAGUUCUUGCGUUCAAGAGAUUAUCCACAAUGUCCUCCUACUUCUCAUUUGUUUCACCGGUUUCGACAAUUGGGAUAUGCUUGUAUCAAGUAUGGUCAGUUUGACAGUGCAAAAGAAACUUUUGAGGUUAUUGCAGAUUAUGAAAGCAUGCUUGAUCUAUUUAUAUGCCAUCUUAAUCCCAGUGCCAUGCGGCGUCUUGCUCAAAAAUUGGAAGAUGCUGAUGCUGACUCAGAAUUGAGGCGCUAUUUUGAAAGGAUUUUACGGGUCCGUUCAACUGGAUGGACACUGGGUAUUUUUGCCAAUUUUGCUGCUGAAAGUAUGGUUCCUAAAGGGCCAGAAUGGGGUGGUGGAAACUGGGAAAUCAAGACUCCCAUUACCAUGAAGGAUAUACCUCAGUGGGAGUUGGCAGGAGAAGUAAUGCCAUACAUGAAGACAAACGAUGGUACCAUUCCAUCUAUCAUCCCAGAACAUAUUGGUGUCUAUCUGGGUGUAAUUAGAGGAAGGGGCAAUGUGAUAGAAGUAAGGGAAGAUAGUUUGGUUAAUGGAUUCCGAGCACCUGCAGCUAAACCUGUAUCCAGUAAGCUCAAUGGUAUGGCUGAUGGAGAUGCUAAGUUGGGUUCCUUGGCUGGUUUGGAAACCCUUAACAAGCAAUUGGCAGGCAACACUGCUGCAGAUGAGCAAGCAAAAGCUGAAGAAGAAUUUAAGAAAUCACUAUAUGGUGCUGCUGCUGAUGGUAGCAGCAGUGAUGAGGAGGGAGUAUCAAAGGCCAGAAGGAUCCGCAUACAGAUACGAGACAAGCCAAUUGCAUCUACUCCAGUGGAUGUCAAUAAGAUCAAAGAAGCCACCAAGCAGUUGAAACUUGGUGAAGGGUUGGGUCCACCCAUUAGUAGGACCAAAUCUUCAGAUCUUGCAAUGGUUUUGACCCAACCAGGUCCUGCAACCACUGCAACUGUGACACCUCCUGUUUCUUCUCCUGCUGAUCUAUUUGGAACUGAUUCGUUGGUACAACCUGCAAAAGUGGGACAAGUAACCCCAACAGUUAUGGGUGUGGGAGUUACUGCUGGACCUAUCCCUGAGGACUUUUUCCAUAAUACAAUAUCAUCCCUUCAGGUUGCAGCCUCUUUACCUCCUCCUGGGGCAUAUACGACAAGGUCGGAUCAAAAUUCUCAAGGGCUUGACAUGAACAAGGUACCCAACCAAGUUAAUGCAGCUGCUGAUAUAGGCCUUGCAGAUCGAGGAGUGCCCCCCCAGGCAACUCAACAGCCUGCUAUCCCACUUGAGUCCAUUGGCCUGCCAGAUGGUGGUGUGCCACCACGGGCAACUCAACAGCCUGUUAUCCCACUUGAGUCCAUUGCGCUGCCAGAUGGUGGUGUGCCACCACAGUCCAUGGGCCAGGCUGGUCUCCCUCCACAAUCCCAGGCUCCAGCUGUGCAGACUCCAAUCUCUUCACAGGCGCUUGAUCUGAGUGUUCUUGGUGUACCGGGAUCUGUCAUUGCCGGAAAACCUCCUGCCUGCCCCACUUCUCCUCCUGCUGUUGUGCGCCCUGGACAAGUUCCUCGUGGGGCUGCUGCUUCAGUAUGCUUUAAAACUGGACUUGCACACCUUGAGCAGAAUCAACUUCCAGAUGCACUUUCUUGUUUUGAUGAAGCUUUUCUUGCACUGGCCAAGGACCAGUCUCGUGGAGCUGACAUUAAAGCUCAAGCCACCAUCUGUGCUCAAUACAAGAUUGCAGUUGCUCUACUUCAGGAAAUUGGACGGCUGCAGAAGGUACAAGGACCUAGUGCAAUUAGUGCAAAAGAUGAAAUGGCAAGACUCUCCCGCCACCUGGCUUCCUUACCACUUCAAACAAAGCAUCGAAUAAACUGCAUAAGGACUGCCAUAAAACGGAACAUGGAAGUGCAGAACUAUGCUUAUGCAAAGCAGAUGCUCGAUCUCCUCCUGUCAAAAGCACCACCUAGUAAGCAAGAUGAGUUGAGGAGCUUGAUUGACAUGUGCAUUCAGAGGGGAUUGUCCAACAAGUCCAUUGAUCCAUUAGAAGAUCCUUCCCAAUUCUGUGCUGCCACGCUCAGCCGCCUGCCAACCAUUGGACAUGAUGUUUGUGAUCUCUGUGGGGCUAAAUUUUCUGCCCUUUCAACUCCUGGCUGCAUCAUUUGUGGUAUGGGGAGCAUUAAAAGAUCGGACGCUCUGACAGGGCCUGUUCCUUCACCUUUUGGUUGAUAUCAAACUUUAAACUAUACCAUUUAGGACCAAAUUCCCCAUUGGUCGACAGUUAUUUGAGCCAAAAAGAAUUUUCAAGCACGAAGCCACCAUACGAAUCGAAUUAAUCUUUUGGGGAUCCCGAAUAGUUACAAUUUGUUCUUUUUUUUUUUCCUUGCAUUUUAUUUUUCUGGCGUGGGGGACGUGGUUGAGAGACUUUGGCUUAUUAGUUCUGUAAUAUAUCGCGUUUUUGAGUUAUGGUUUUAUUUUUGUUUAUCCUUUUUCUCUUGUAUAUUUUAAUAUUUUAAUUGCUUAACUAGGCCUUCCGAAACACUAAAGAACGGGUAUGUCAUUUGCUGCCUUGUUUGUAAGUUGUAAGUUGUAACCUAUGCACGAGUGGAAAAAAUGGUCUUCCAUAGGUGCAAUAAAAUGGUUUUACAUCCUGUGAGAUCGGCGAUUGCCAUUC